AUGGAAGCCCUGCCUGAUGUAGCUGUUUUGGCGACUCGACUUAAAAAUACUCUUAUCCAGUACCACAACCUUGAAGAUGAAAAGUGGCGAGUUGCUAAGAAGACGAAAGAUGUAACAAUUUGGAGGAAACCUUCAGAAGAAUUUAAUGGAUAUCUUUUCAAAGCCCAAGGUGUGAUAGACGAUGUUGCCAACAGUGUAAUAGACCACAUACGCCCAGGCCCCUGCCGCUUGGAUUGGGACAGCUUAAUGGUCUCUUUGGAUAUUUUGGAGAACUUCGAGGAGAAUUGCUGUGUUAUGCGUUAUACAACUGCAGGUCAGCUUUGGAAUAUAAUCUCCCCAAGAGAGUUUGUUGACUUCUCCUAUACUGUGGACUAUAAAGAAGGGCUUUUAUCCUGUGGGAUAAGUCUUGACUGGAGUGAAAAGAGAUCUGAAUUUGUUCGUGGAUAUAACCAUCCCUGUGGUUGGUUUUGUGUUCCUCUUAAAGAGAGUCCAAGCCGGAGUCUUUUGACAGGCUAUAUUCAGACAGAGCUGCGUGGAAUGAUUCCCCAGUCUGCAGUAGAUACAGCUAUGGCAAGCACUUUAAUCAACUUCUAUGGUGAUUUACAAAGAGCCCUAAAAAAGAAAGAGACCUGUCCUAACUUCCUAAAAAGCAAAUGGGAUGAAGAACCAUAUGCUAAGAAGAAGUCUGGAGCACGGGAAACUGUUCCUAGCUGCUACCAAAAAGAAGCCUACAAAAUCCCACUGAGGUUCUAUGUGCAGCCCUUCUUGAAUGAGGAAACCUGUUCGCCCACCGCAGAUUUGGGUUUGUGA
Messenger RNA from Rangifer tarandus platyrhynchus (Svalbard reindeer), 810 nucleotides. The record is from the annotation of a GenBank genome assembly. Lineage: Eukaryota; Metazoa; Chordata; Mammalia; Artiodactyla; Cervidae.